AUUUGCUUAUCUUGCUGCAAAGACAGCGCGUGUCGGCCACCAGUCACCGCGCAAGAAGAGCUCAGCAAGCAAGUCUCAGUCGCUCCAAGUUCUAGCGCCAAUGCAGACAUCAUGAUAUGCUUCUUACUGUCUUUAUUUUCACAAAUCUUCCAGUCAGGCUGGACAGGUGUGAACGAGCGCACCUUUAUUGCUAUAAAACCCGACGCCGUGCAGCGGAAGCUGGUGGGCCAAAUCAUACAGCGCUUCGAGAAGAAAGGCUUUAAACUUGUGGCACUCAAACUUGUUCAGGCGUCAGAAGAUCUUCUUCUGGACCACUAUUGGGAUCUAAGGAACAAGACUUUCUUCAGUGAACUGAUCCACUACAUGAGGUCUGGCCCAGUUGUUGCCAUGGUGUGGCAGGGUCUCAAUGUGGUCAAGACUGCACGCGUGAUUUUGGGCGAGACCAACCCGGCUGACUCUCUUCCUGGGACCAUUCGCGGAGAUUACUGCGUGGAUGUUGGAAAAAAUGUAAUCCAUGGCAGCGACUCUGUUCAAAGCGCUCAGAAGGAAAUCUUCUUGUGGUUCAAGCACGGGGAACUCCAGCUGUGGGAGCACCACAGCACGCCGUGGAUCUACUGAUGAUGACGACUCGGCUAUGGCGUGGCUUGCAUGUUCUGAUGUCAGAGCAGGUGUACUGGCUGCUCAACUAAAUCGUGUAACUGUUUACGACAAGUACAAUUUUGAGCGGGAAGAAAGAAGCUGAGGUAUGACUUAAAUUGCAUAGUUGUUAAUAUAUGAAAGGCAACAAGAAAUUCCUCAAAAAUGCUGUAAUGUUGAACGAGAAUUUUGUGUGACAAGUGGCUCUCUGGAAAAAAAAAAAAUUGUUUCAAAAAUAUUGAACGAGUCAUAGUUUGACUCCUGAUUUUGCUUACCAGAAAAGUGAGAAAAGAAAAUGCAAUAACGUCAUUAAAGCUUGUUCUAUAA
Molecule: messenger RNA, 963 nt
Organism: Corythoichthys intestinalis (scribbled pipefish)
Lineage: Eukaryota; Metazoa; Chordata; Actinopteri; Syngnathiformes; Syngnathidae
Gene: nme3
Product: NME/NM23 nucleoside diphosphate kinase 3
Exons: 5
Coding region: 112-618 (168 amino acids)
Biological process (GO): CTP biosynthetic process; UTP biosynthetic process; GTP biosynthetic process
Molecular function (GO): nucleoside diphosphate kinase activity
Source: RefSeq, a predicted model, not a curated record